GAAACCGCGAAGGAAAGUAGCUGAGGAGUGUACGGUGAGCAACAACGCCAUUGCAGCCGCCGGACGACAAAGUCGACCUUUUCCGGGAGACCAACGCAGGUAUUAUUGUUGGAUAUUUAUGGCGGAUUUGCCUGUGGUUUGCACAGAUAUAUUGAAGAAAGAAGAGCAUUUGUUAGUGAAACCUUCUGAGAAAUUGGAAGAGGUUAGUGUGGUUGAAUUUAUGGAGGAUGCAAUGGCUGGCAAUGGAGUUUCUCUAGGGCCUAUUACUCCUGAUACAGAAAGAGAGAAUGGGGAUUUUCCUCUUGAUUUUAAGUCUCCAAUCUCAUUGGUUUCUUCACCCAAGAAACUAGUUUGCAAUGAUGACCCAUUUGAUUGUGUGGAUCCUGGCAGCCCCUACACGCCUAAAGGGGAUGUUUUUGAUCCAUUUGCUCCAGGCCCAGAAGAAUUGGCGAUGGCUCCCUUAUGCAAGAAACGGUUGUGCAAACCAUGGGCCAGUGUUGCACGCCACCUUGAUUUCAGUUCAGCCAUUGAAUCUGAGGAAGAUGAAAUCUUUGGGAGCGAUGCAGACACCCUCUCAGAUGAAGAGACACUGUUGGAAUCUGUGUAUGGAUCUCUGUUGGAAGCUAUUGUCUUCAACCAGACUGAGGAAGUUUUUUCUGGAAUUUCAUCUCCAGAUUCCGAUUCUGAUGGUUUUAAAACACCUACUUCAGCUCCUCACCUGAAUGGAGUUGCUGAAACUUGUCCUGGUGCUCCUUUGAAGCCUACAACGAAAUUAAGAAUCAUUGAUAAGGGGUUAUGCAGGAAGCUUGAUUUCAACCUGCUUGAUGUCUGAUCAUAAGAGACUAUCACUGUGAACAACAGAGUAUUUUAACUUUUGCUUCUAGUUCUAGCUUUGCUAACUCAUAAUGCAUGAAUGCUUUUCCUUGCUGAUUUUGAGACCUUGAACAUUUCUGCCUCUAAAGUAUGUACUUGUGAUUCUGAGGGAAUAUGCUUUACCUGUAAACGAUUCUACCUGACCAAGUCUAUACUAUAGUAACAUUGUAUAGUAGUUGUUGUCAUGAACUGAACUCUGUAAAUCAGCAAGUUUUCCUCUCUUUUCAAGAAAAUUAAUCUAUGUUUGCACCCUAUGGUGUCUGUUGUUUC
Vitis vinifera (wine grape) is the source of this 1143-nucleotide messenger RNA. RefSeq lists its product with no specific name. Lineage: Eukaryota; Viridiplantae; Streptophyta; Magnoliopsida; Vitales; Vitaceae. The record is from RefSeq and is a predicted model, not a curated record. The transcript has 2 exons. Bases 119 to 832 code for a protein of 237 amino acids.